This is a messenger RNA of Phragmites australis (common reed), 1730 nucleotides long. Its product is annotated as polyadenylate-binding protein RBP47-like. The transcript has 6 exons. Bases 165 to 1460 code for a protein of 431 amino acids. Gene Ontology annotation, cellular component: cytosol. The record is from RefSeq and is a predicted model, not a curated record. Gene Ontology annotation, molecular function: mRNA binding. Lineage: Eukaryota; Viridiplantae; Streptophyta; Magnoliopsida; Poales; Poaceae.
UUUAUUUAGCCUUCUCCCCCUCACCUACCGGGAGCUGCUCCUGCUCCCUCCCUCCUCUCGCCUCCAAAAAUUUGUCUCGUCUCAUCACAAGCAACUCUCUCUCUCUCUCUCUCUCUCUCUCUCUCUCUCUCUCUCUCUCCGGAGCUCAGGUGAAGUAAGGGACCAUGCAGGCGGUGGCGGUGAAUGGCGGGGGCGACGUGCAGAAGCAGCAGCAGCAGCCGGUGGUGGGUGCGCCGCCUCCGCCGCCGGCAGCGGUGGUGCCGCCUCAUUGGGUGGCCAUGCCGUUCGCGCCGCCUCCCGGGGCCGCGGCCAUGGUGAUGCCGCACCAGAUGUCGCCGGCGCAGCCCCAGUUCGCGGCGGCGCACUUUGUGCCGUUCCACGCUGUCGCGCCGCCGCCGUCGCGGGCGGCGCCCGUGGCCGCCGUCGCGGUGGGCUCCCCCGCCGCGCAGGCCGGGCAGGAGGAGAACAAGACCAUCUGGGUUGGCGACCUCCAUUACUGGAUGGACGAGAACUACCUCCACAGCUGCUUCGGCUACACCGGCGAGGUUGUGGCGAUCAAAGUUAUUCGUAAUAAGCAGACUGGACAGUCGGAAGGAUAUGGAUUUGUAGAGUUCUACAGUCAUGCUGUAGCUGAGAAAGUACUUGAAGGUUUCGCUGGUCAUAUAAUGCCAAAUACCGACCAACCUUUUAGGUUAAAUUGGGCAUCGUUUAGCAUGGGGGAUAGGCGUUCGGAUGUUGCUUCAGAUCAUUCCAUAUUUGUAGGCGAUCUUGCUUCUGAUGUCAAUGAUGCCACAUUACUGGAGACUUUCUCCAGCAGGUAUUCCUCUGUCAAAGGUGCCAAAGUUGUUAUUGAUGCUAACACCGGUAGAUCGAAGGGCUAUGGUUUUGUGAGAUUUGGAGAUGACAAGGAGAAGACACAUGCCAUGACUGAGAUGAACGGUGUGUAUUGCUCUACUAGGCCCAUGAGAAUUGGCCCUGCAACUCCCAGAAAAUCUUCAGGUACUUCUGGAUCAGCUGGUUCAUCUGCUCGAUCAGAUGGAGGAGAUUUGACCAACACAACUGUAUUUGUCGGUGGGCUCGAUCCAAAUGUUAAUGAAGAGGUCCUUAGGCAAACCUUCUCCCAGUAUGGAGAAAUUUCUUCCGUAAAGAUUCCAGUUGGGAAACAAUGUGGCUUCGUGCAGUUUGCUCAGAGAAAGAAUGCAGAAGAUGCAUUGCAAGGACUAAAUGGAAGUAUCAUCGGAAAACAAACGGUGCGCCUUUCAUGGGGUCGCAAUCCAGCAAACAAGCAGUUUAGGGGCGACAACGGCAACCAGCGGAACAACGGGAUGUACUACGCGGCUUCCCCGUUCUACACGGGCUACGGCUACCCUGCGGCGCCGUUCCCUGAUCCAGGCAUGUACGCUGCCGCCACCGCCUACGGCGCCUACCCGUUCUACGGGAAUCGGCAGCAAGUGAGCUGAACUGAACUGCUGCCACGCCUCACUUGAAACUGGAGGUAUUAGGUGUAGCUCUUGGUAGAAGAAGGCAGUAGACAACGGUCUCAUAGGUGAGCUAGAUGCAGUUACCGGUUAUGUAAAGCACAUUAUCACACGACCUAGCACGCCGAGACACCUAUUGACUGGCACUGGCCACGGCCUGUCGGAUUCCCCAACAAAAUGAGUUUUUGACCUGGAGCUGCGACCUUGAAGCAGAACAAUAAGCUAAUGGAAUCCGUGUGUCUGCUUCCUACA